Molecule: messenger RNA, 1572 nt
Organism: Cladophialophora yegresii CBS 114405
Lineage: Eukaryota; Fungi; Ascomycota; Eurotiomycetes; Chaetothyriales; Herpotrichiellaceae
Exons: 3
Coding region: 1-1572 (523 amino acids)
Biological process (GO): sterol metabolic process
Molecular function (GO): oxidoreductase activity, acting on paired donors, with incorporation or reduction of molecular oxygen; monooxygenase activity; iron ion binding
Source: RefSeq, a predicted model, not a curated record
AUGAAUUCAACUCUGGCAGAUGCGGAUAGCCUCCUGCUUGGUUCAGGCGAGUCAGGUUACGCGACGACAACUCUGUCGUAUGGCGUUGCUGCUUUCGCCACAACUCUCCUGAGCCUGAUAGCAAUCGUGUCCUAUCAGCCAAGAGUCCAUGAAAAGUCUCCAGCGUUUACUCGUGACACAUCGCCUAUUAUCGGCUCUUUGGGGUUUCUCACUCGACAAUGGUCAUUCUGGAAGUCUUCCACGGAUGGUUUGACCAAGAACUUCAGCUUCUGGCUGGGGAGCCGCCACGUGGUUGGCAUCACUGGCCAAGCCGCCCGCCGGAUGUUUUAUGACAAUCCCGACCUGUGUUUCGUCAGUCAGGCCAUCAUCCAGCCGUUUGGAGUCCACUUCUGGCCACCUGUCCAUGCCAUUUUCAAGGCUGGCUUCCACAGCGGACACAACAACACCUACUUUUUACGUCGUCUCAUGGAAUUGAUGAAGACCGAGGAGCUGAAGAAGGUCCUCCCGAACGCUCUGAGUGACGUCCACAAUGAUCUGCAAAGCCUCCUGAGCAAUGGCAAGAAGUCCAGCGUUACGAGCGCACCAGACAUCUGGCGGACGGUGUUCAAGCAAAACGCCCGCUUGACGUUCUGCGAUGAGGUCGUUGACGACCCGACGCUCUUCGAGCGGUGCGCAGAAGACGUCGGUACGCUCCUCCACACAUACAGCCACUACAACGUGCUGUUCAGCUGGUUGCCGGCGCCCUCGUACAUCAAGCGGCGUCUGGCUCGCCGAGACCUUGUCCAACUGGUGACCCAGAUGGUGAACAAGCGCGUCAAGGAGAAUACCCCGUCGAAGGACGACCCAUUACAGAGACUGAUCAACAACCGCGACAACAAGGAACACAUCAUCGAGUUCUUCGUCAGCAUCUUGUUCAUCUCCACGACCAACGGCCACGCCAUCGCCGGCCAGCUGCUCAACAUCAUGGCCAUCCACCCGGAGUGGCAGGAGAAAAUCUACCAGGAAAUCAAAGCCGCGGUGCACGCACAUGGCAAGUUUCAAGAAGGCACGUUGACGGAGAAACUGCGCCUUCUGCCGCUCGAGGCCUGGGAAACGUCAUUUCCCACAAUCAACAUGUGUCUUAAGGAAACGAUCCGCAUGUGGACCUCCUUCACCGUCACCCGGCUCAACACGUCGUCCAAGCCGAUCCCCAUCCCCGAUACCGACGAAGUGGUCCCGGCCAAGACCUUUGUCAUCUACAACUCGACCGAAGUCAACUUUAGCGAAAAGCUGUACCCGAAUCCCACCAAGUUCGACCCGGAGCGCUAUAACGAGGAUCGCGAGGAAUUCAAAAAGGAGACAUACGGUUUCCUCGGCUGGGGUCAAGGCUGCCACGCCUGUGUAGGCAUGCGCUGGGCCAAGCUGCAGCAGACCAUCAUCGUCGCCACCGCCCUGGCCAUGUACCAAUGGACCAGCUGCGACGCGAACGGCGAACCCGAUCCAUACGUCAAACAUCGCAGAAUCUUGGAUUCCGACCGCGCAUUCCAUCUGCCGCCAGCUUAUUGUAAAGUGGUGCCAAGGGAAGUGUGGUAG